Messenger RNA from Marchantia polymorpha subsp. ruderalis, 3500 nucleotides. The record is from the annotation of a GenBank genome assembly. NCBI's taxonomy places the organism in Eukaryota, Viridiplantae, Streptophyta, Marchantiopsida, Marchantiales, Marchantiaceae.
GAUUCGAACCAAGACAAGUGAACGUAGUUUGUCUUGGCCUCUCCUUCUCAAACACGGACGAGAGUUGGUAGAGAAUGAGCUCAUGGUGGAGUGAAGGGUCCCGAAAGUGUUUAGGAGCAGCUAACAGCCCCAGUGAGUGUCUGAACUUUGGGAAUUGCGGCAAGAAAUGUUUGUUAUUAUUUGCAUGCCUUGCGAUCGAUCCAGAGACUGCUAUCUGUGCAGCUGGAGAAUAUGAAGCUGCCUUUUUUCAACAGCUGCUGACUGCUGCGGCGAAGACAGACUUCCUUUCGUGCAGGGUGUAGCCCUAAUGACUGUGAAACAAAAUCGCGACAUGAGCUGCACUCAGAAUUUUAUGGAUGUUUGCCUCUCAAGUCCUCAUGAGCACAUCGACGAGUAGCGGUGCAUUAAUUGCGACUUCAAAGAAUUUUCAAAGGGUUACAUUCCCUCAUCCGCACACCGACGUCCAUGGUUUUGCAGACGAAAGCAUCAGAGCAAUUAAUUCAGGGGCUCAAAGGCGUCUCCAUAGGCAGGGCUGGUGGGAGAAUGGAAAGUGGAUCUGUGUCGAGUGAUUCACAGCUAUCCCAGGAAUGACCUGGAUCAGAAAGAUUGAGCUGUUCCGAGGGUUUUCACAGUAGCCGAUUUUUGCUCGAUCACGAAGACUGGAGUCAUCCUGGUGAAGCAGAGAAGGGAGAGCUGAGCGGGCUUCGAGAAAUUUUGUCCAUGGAGAGGAGAGCUGAAUCUCAUGAGUCGAGUCGAGGCGGGUGUUGGGCCGUUGUUAUCCCGAAACCCUCGUGGACCUUUGCAGCUGUUGGAUGAUCUACAGUGGCAGGGUAGGCGUAUUUUGUGAUGAAUUCUCUGAAGCGCAGGUUCAGUGUUGAGGACCUGCGGGCCUUGGAGCUGAAGUGCAGAAUCUAUCCGGAGUUGGAGAAAACAUUUGAAUUCUGGGCCGGUGCUUUUGAUCGUGUGCUUCGAUUCGCAUCGGAAAAUAGAGACUUUGCUGGUGUCGAUGGAGUGCCGAGGCUUCCUUGUAAACUUCAAUAUGCUCCAGCCACCAGGUUUCAGAAAGUUUGGGGAUCGUCACAAGUUAGAUUAUUUUGUAGAGGCAGGGAUGUUGAACAAAAUAAUGUAGAGGUUGCAGGCCAUGGGAGGAAUAAAUUAGAGAAUAUAGGAGAGGGGGCUGAGGUUGCAGUUAGCCCGGUAGCUAAUGGAGAUAGCUCUGUGCUUGAUCAGGGAAUGCAGAGUAUGUAUUAUACAAGGAGAAGGGCGGGUUGGCCCUGGAUCAGUGUAGUUCCCAGUGAACAACAGGUUUACGAGGGGGCAAUUCAGCAGACAGUAAAAACAGGAACCUUACAGGAGCCACCUCCUGUUUUUUUCCCUGAGAUUUAUCGACAUCCGGGUACGAAACAUCCCUUAAAGGUUUUUCCUCUAAAUGUUCCAGACAAAAUUUGCAGCUUACUUAGUCAAUACGGUUGGUCAGCACAUACAAAAAUUGAGCUUCGAGCCAUGAUGAAAGAAAUAAAGUUUUUGAAAUCUCGGCAAAUCCAGGUGGUUUUACGGAGGCAGAGACAUGCGGAAGUUGCCUACGGGUUUUUGCAGUGGGCUAUGGCGGAAGGCAAUUGUAAGCUUCAUAUUAAAUGUUUCACUUUAGUGAUGCCACUGUUAGGGCGUGUACGGAAGUUCAAUCUGCUAGAGCAGUUGUUGAAAGAUAUGGAGGAGAAGGGGUACGUGCCGGAUAAGAUAAUCUUCACAGCAGCAAUGCGGUGCUAUGCUUCUGGGUUCGAAAUGCAGGAGGCAAUGGAGCUACUUGCAAAGAUGAAAGGUAGAGGGUUCGAGCCAGAUUGCGUAACUUACUCAGUCCUCAUCCAAAUGUUUUCCAAGGCCAGGUUGUACCAGGAGGCCAUCAAACUCUAUGAGGAAAUGUUAAGUCUUGGAAUAGCAACUGACACUCAGCUUUACAAUUGUGUCAUCUGCACGUUCGGGAAAGCCGGUCGUCUGGACCUUGCUUAUAAGAAGCUGGAGGAGAUGAGGGAGAGGGGUCACAUACCAGAUCAGUUCACGUACGGGGUUCUCAUCGAAGGAUAUGCAAAAGCAGGUCGUCGAGCGUUUCUGGAUCUCUACAAGGAGAUGCAACAUGAAGGAAUUCCACUGAACGAGGUUAUCUUCAACAUCCUUUUCCUGGGGAUCAGCCGGAUCGGGACCCUCGAAGACGCCGAAGCUGUCUUUGCCGAUAUGGAGCAAGUUGGUUUGGCGGCAAAUCUGAAUGCUUUUGCAACGUUGAUCGGUAUGUGCUCCAAAAGUGGAAAAGCCUCGGAGGCACAAAAUUGGUUCGACAAAAUGCGCUCCUUUGGCUUGAAACCCACGAUGGCUAUAGCAAAUGCUUUGCUUGAUGGCUACGCUCGUGCAAAGCAAUUCACAGAAGCGGGAAAGGUGUUGGAUUCAUUCCUGAGCUGGGGACUUGUCCCCAACUUACAGACGUUCACUGUCUGCCUUCGCUGUUUGAGUCUAUGCGAAAGGAAAGAGGACGGUGAAGUGGUCCAGAGGAUGCUAUCUUGUCACGAAGGAAGUCAUUUCUUAAGAUCGCUGCUGGAUAGUUCCACUCCGGAGAAGAAUAUUGCACCUAUCAUUGCUGCAUUUCUUAGUACUCUGCAGUUUGAAAAGAGACAGUUUCGACGAGAUUUUGUUGAUGUCUUGAUUAAUUAUCUUUAUCAGUUUGGUUUCCGCAGUCAGGGGAAUCAAGUAUGGGAAGAAGCUCUGGCGAGCUACAUAUUUCCUUCACUCGUGGAGCAGGGACCAGAGGGCAUUUGCUCAGUGAAUCUGCAGAAUAUGGAGUAUGGCACAGCAGUUGUUGCACUUACACGUACCUUUCCUCGACUGAUCAAGCAGUUCCACAGGAAAGAGAUGACUCCAGAAUGGGUCCAGAUAAUAACCGGUCCAGUCAGAGAAGAGCCACCAACUGAUGCAACAACUGUGCACCAGGCCGUUGCUGUACUUCUCCAGACUUUAAACUCUCCGUUCCGUGUGGAUACUCUGCAGACAGUUAGUGGGUUUGUGGGUCGUGGUGAAGAUGUCACAAAUUGGCUGGAUGAACCCCAAGUGAAGGCCAUGCUAGCUUUCAAACAUUGAUCCCAGCUAUAGAUAAACUACAUUGCUCCCUUACUCACUGCAAGUUCCUUCCUGACACACACUCUUCUCAUUUAUUCGAACAUUCUUUUGAUACCAGAGAGAUUUAUGGAGAUCCUCGGCAGUAAGAUUUGAUAUUCUGCCGGGCAUCAGUGCGUAGUGCUCAGCAACGCUCCAUUGUGCUAAUAGAUGACACAAACCUCCACAGAACAGGAUGUAAGCUUAAGCUGGUGGCAGCGUGUUCGCAUUACUCAAUGUUUCCGUCCAUUCAGAAUUGCGGUUCGGUGCAAAAUUCAAGAUCAUUUAUCACCAAAUAAAAUAUUCGAGUAGAAUGUAGAGAGGAAGCAUGCAUGUGAUGAUUGAUAUACCAUAGACAUACC